AUGCCGCUGCAGGGCGUGGGAGACGCCUGCGGAUCCACCAACGCGGCGCCGCGGCCUGAUCGGCUGCUGCUGAUGCGCCGCGGCGUCCAGCAGUCGGUUCGUAGAUCUCGGUGCAUUUGUUGGUGUGCACUCAAAAGCAGGCUGGCAUCCUGCCAGUCAAGCAGGUUGUUUCACGACCAACAGGUUCGUUUGGAUCGGGGGUUUGUCAAGACAGGCGGGUGCUUGGGAAAGGCGAAAGUAGAGGCACCCACUGAAGUUGAUGCUGCAUUUAGUCGUAGUGUAGAGGUGGUGGGAGGACAGGUAGGGGACACCACAUCGACAUCCGACCAAGAUCCACAGGUGCUGGCAGCUUAUUCAAGCACCAGCGAGCCCAGUGGAUUGAAAGAUGGUGAUAGCAUUGGAGCUUCCACUUGGAGUGCAGGAAGUCCAUCGCGCUCCAAGAAAGUCGAGGGAAAAAAUGAAAUAAUCGAUCUGAGAAGCCUGAUUGGGGAUGAGAGGGUGCUGCAACGUCUGGAGGGCAUGCCAGAGCUCAUUCGCUUGGAGGACAUCGAUUUCGACGUGCUGGACGAAAUGCUUGAUGAAGAAUAUGGGGACAUUGGAGACAUAGACAUACCCAGCCAUAGGGGAGAGAGCGGAAAGAGGCGGGGUAGACGCAGGGGGAUGGCCCUACCAGAUAUGCAUCGGGCCAAGAUCAGUGUGGCCAUGCGUGGCAGGAACAGGUACAGGAGAUCCACUGAGCACAGGACUAAGAUCGCACAGAGCAUGCGUAGGAUGUGGAAGAAGCGAAGGGAGGGCAUGAAGCCCGCACGGCAGACAAGUGUCACAUGUUCACUGUGUGGGGAGGCGGGCCACAACAAGAGGACCUGUCCCAGGGCCAUUGCCCCUGCAGCUUCCACAACAUAUCGCUGCAGCUUCUGUCAAGAACCCGGCCACAAUGUCAGAACGUGCCCAAAGUUGAAGGCUCUCAAAGCAGAGAAAGAGGAACAGAGAGCACCGCCAAUGGUGGCAGGCAGCUCCGCACAGCAAGGAGAGGAACGGCAACGCAUACCUGAGCCAACAAGCCCGUCAGAAUUCCCUCAGCAACCACUCGUGCUCCAGCCUGCAGCAAUGCAACAAGCCAAGCAAAUGGCCAAGGCAUACCCUGUCCCCCUCAAGGCUGAUGCCAUUCGCUACGAGGCUGUGCAAGCAUGUCUGCGAGCAUGGAAGGCUGGUGUUCGACGCCAAAGGCUUGAGCUCCAGGUCUCUAUGCUGAAAAUUGGAGACCCUGUGGGGCCGCUGGGGUGGCCUGGGGGCAUCCAGCAGCAGUUCCGCGCUGUGACACCCCUCGUGGAGUCCAUCCUGAUGGACCUGAAGCGGCAGCAAGGCUUGGAAGGGCGCCUGGAGGCCCAGGUUCUUGAUGAGGGGGAUGCUGUUGGGUGCUGGGAGAGCAAGAAGCUUGCAGCUGUGCUGUUUCCUGUGUCGGAUACUGUUGACCGAAUCAGGAGACUAGACAGAGGCUGUGGUGGCGAGAGGUUGGUGAUGAUGAUCAACCCGCAAUGGCAGCCUGGUCAGGUGGUGUCAGACUUCGGCUUUGGCGCACAGAGGAAGCUGCGGGAGGAAUUCGUGGAUUCGUUUGAGAAAGUUUUCUUUCAAAAGGAGAUCAACAUAUUCAACGAUCGGGUGCUGUUGUUGCGUUGCUACCCAGGAGACUGGCAGGUUCAUCUCGUCCGGUCAUCGGGGCUGAUCGAUCUAAUAUGCACCCAGCCCCGGGAGCCAAAAUACGAGGAGCUGCUGGAUCUGCUGAGGAGAGUAGAUGGCUCGAUGACUCAGUUGAGCUGGAUCGAUAGACUGCAGAUGCGCUUGUUGCAGGAAGAGCCCCCCCGGCGGCCGUCCAGCUCCACACCAGAGGGCAUUCCAACAGAGGCUGCUCCAAUGCAACCUCAGCCUCCUCCUGCUGACAUCGAAGACCCUAACCUUGACAUCGUGACGGGUCAAUUGGUGCGGGACCUGAAAUUGGAUCCUGUGCGUGAGUUCAAGUCUCUGCUGAAGGGAAAGCAGCAGCAGUGA
Molecule: messenger RNA, 2046 nt
Organism: Ostreobium quekettii
Lineage: Eukaryota; Viridiplantae; Chlorophyta; Ulvophyceae; Bryopsidales; Ostreobiaceae
Source: the annotation of a GenBank genome assembly